GAAAAAUCACAACGGGUAGACUCUCGGUUUGCAGCGGCCUUGAAGGAAUCAUCCCGCAUGUUUCGAUGGAGGGGUAAUGCUUCCUUUUUUCUCCGCCGUUAUGUGUAAAUGUCCGAAAACGGAAGGCUCCUUUGGUUAGGAAUAGACCGGUGAACGAGGAGCAUGUUUCUCUGACUCCAGAUCCCGAGUGCGAUGAAAAAGAUGGAGGAAGAAGGGCGUGGGACAGGGAUUUGAUUUAGGGGUGACCCCUCCGAUUCGGCCCCGGAUUAGAGGGGUUUGGUAGGUAGUUAAAAAAAAUUACUUAGAGCAUUUUUGGUGACCUGACUUGAGGGAAGAGUCAUAACACUUUGUUGCAACGUUCAAUUCACUUCUGAUUCUCUGGAGACUUAGUUCCUCUUGUCCGAUACGUUGAUUGUUAUUCUUGAUUAGGUUCUGCGAGAGAUAAUAGAAAGAAAAGUAAUGAUCAACGAGAACUCCAGAAUGGCCACCGAGUUACCUACCAACAGUACCAACGGCCAAGGCCAAGGCCAAUCCAAUGGAAGCAGCAACACUAAAGACUUUACUGUCAAGACUGGUCUUGCUCGCAUGCUGAAGGGAGGAGUUAUUAUGGAUGUUGUCAAUGCGGAGCAGGCAAGAAUAGCAGAAGAAGCUGGAGCUUGCGCCGUUAUGGCCUUGGAGAGAGUACCGGCAGAUAUCCGUGCUCAAGGUGGUGUGGCAAGAAUGAGUGACCCGAAGAUGAUCAAGGAGAUCAUGGCAACGGUUACAAUUCCUGUGAUGGCUAAGGCGAGAAUUGGACAUUUUGUCGAGUGCCAGAUCCUCGAAGCCAUUGGCGUAGACUACAUCGAUGAAUCCGAAGUCCUCACACCCGCCGACCAUGCCCACCACGUCGAGAAACACCCUUUCUCUGUCCCCUUCGUCUGCGGAUGCCGAAACCUAGGUGAAGCCCUCCGUCGUAUCUCUGAAGGUGCUGCUAUGAUCCGUACAAAGGGUGAAGCAGGAACUGGAGAUGUCAUUGAGGCCGUCAGACACAUGCGAACCGUCAAUGCCGAGAUUGCUAGAGCAUCCGGCAUGAGCGAUCCAGAGCUGAGAAUACUGGCAAAGGAGAUCCAAGCUCCGUUUGAGCUGUUAAAGGAGACUGCCAAGCUUGGUAGAUUGCCUGUUGUUAACUUUGCUGCUGGAGGUGUAGCUACGCCUGCUGAUGCGGCAUUGAUGAUGCAGCUUGGUUGCGAUGGUGUAUUCGUUGGCUCAGGUAUCUUCAAGUCUGGAGAUGCGAGCAAGAGAGCGAAGGCUAUCGUCCAGGCCGUGACACAUUACAAUGACCCGAAGGUUUUGGCUGCUGUGAGUGAGGAUCUUGGUGAAGCUAUGGUGGGAUUGAACGUCAGUGCUAUGGAUGCGAAGGACAAGAUGCAGGGCCGAGGCUGGUAAUUGCUUCUUAUCAGCAUGGAUUUUUCAACAAAAGCAAAAUAAACAAUUUGUAAUACGAAGUUGAGGCAUCUCCGUGACAUAGAAAGGAGGUUGAGGUUAUAGUGAAGUCGUCUGAUCGUCCCCUGUACUUCGUCUGUAAAUCCCAAUCGAAGUUCCAGACGCAGGG
Messenger RNA from Mollisia scopiformis, 1591 nucleotides. Its product is annotated as vitamin B6 biosynthesis protein. Gene Ontology annotation, molecular function: amine-lyase activity. Gene Ontology annotation, biological process: pyridoxine biosynthetic process; amino acid metabolic process; pyridoxal 5'-phosphate biosynthetic process. The transcript has 3 exons. The record is from RefSeq and is a predicted model, not a curated record. The coding region runs from base 481 to 1425 and encodes 314 amino acids. NCBI's taxonomy places the organism in Eukaryota, Fungi, Ascomycota, Leotiomycetes, Helotiales, Mollisiaceae.